This is a messenger RNA of Nyctereutes procyonoides (raccoon dog), 1533 nucleotides long. It is a transcript of the gene CUNH19orf33, whose product is annotated as chromosome unknown C19orf33 homolog. Lineage: Eukaryota; Metazoa; Chordata; Mammalia; Carnivora; Canidae. The transcript is spliced from 4 exons. Bases 1172 to 1486 code for a protein of 104 amino acids. The record is from RefSeq and is a predicted model, not a curated record. Gene Ontology annotation, cellular component: nucleus.
CUUUAAGGGCUAAGCUGGUCAUCAAGCAGGGGAAAGAGGUGAAAGCGAUAGGCCGAGUGGAGCCAGCACCCAGGGGAGGCCUCUCCCAGGAAUGCACUUUGGACCAGAGACCAGAGUACACAUGGUCAUCAUCAUCAUCCCCAGGCGUCAGCCAUGAAUGACUCCUGCCUGGACGGCAGCCCAGCUGCUGGUGGCAGAGCUGUGUCACAGAGGGACUCGCGAAGGACACUUAGCCUCACAGCAAUGGGAGCAAGUGGCUCGGGGCUCCCCCUCCCCCACAGCCUGCCUGGCCCAGGCCAGCAUGGGGAGGGCAGGCGGGGCUCACAGCUACGCCUGCGGCUGAGCACCCUCCAGGGAGAGCCCCAGGGGCCAGAGUCUGGCUGUGGAUCCCAGUUCUAGGCAUUCACACUACAUUUGCCCCCCGCUGUCUUACUUACUUGGUCCCUCAGUUUUCUCAUCUGUAAAAUAGGGGUAGUAAUGAUACCUACCUUCUGAUUAAAAAACCCCAAACCGUAUCUUGCCAGGCAUGGUUCUAGAAAAUUAAUUCAUUACGACAACCCCAUAUGGUACCUGCCGUGUACAGAUGAAGAAACGGAGGCACGGAGAGGCCAAGUCUUUCCUGAGCUCACCUCGCUACUAAGUGACACGGUCCUCAAAUUCAGGAGGACCAGCUCCUGCUCUUUGCCCCUUCGGGGGUUGUGAAAGUGAGUUACUGCGCCUGCAGCCCUUGGAACAGUGCCUGGCCCGCAGUGAGUACAGUGUCAGCAUGAUGACGGGACGGGGCGCGGGGCGCGGGGCACAGGGCGGGACCCUCCCUCUCGGUUCUUCCAAAGCAGGCAUCAGAGCCUCUUGGGGGAAGCAGGUGACAGCGGCAGCCCUCUCCCAGAAGUCUACAGCUGCCCACACAGUCCCCCCUCCCUUGCCAAGGCUGGGGGGGGGGCGUGGAAACUUAGCCCUUAACUGUCCACCCCCCCACCCCCGUUUCCCACAUUAGUUGGGUGGUGCUGGGGAGGGGCUGUGAGUCAGGCUAAGGAAUCUGAACAAGGUGGGGUGGGGCUCCCCAGAAGUCCCUGGGCGGGCAGUUCCCACGGCUCCUCCCCACGGCCUGCCCCCUGCCCUCGGGCACUACCCAGGCCCCCGGCGGCCUCCCCACAGACCUCGUCUCACCACCAUGGAGUUCGACCUGACCGCAGCCCUGGACUCCAAGAAGCCCCACGGGACAGGCCAGGUGGGAGACCACAAACACAGCGCCCCCAAAGCUCAGGGCGCGUCGGCGGAUAAACCGAGGGGCCACGGCCACCGCAGCUCCUCGGACUCCAGCAGCAGCAGCGGCAGCUCCAGCGACUCCGACCAUGAAGGGAAGCCUCGCGCCGCCGCCCCGGGGCAGCACGGAAGCUCGCCGGGCAAGGCGGAGAAGCCCAAGGUGAAGAAGAAGAAGGAGAAGAAGGAGAAGAAAGGGAAGGCGAAGAAGGAGGCUCCCCGCUGACGGGCCUGGGCGGGUCUCAAUAAACCUCUCCUCCCUCUCCUCCGCUC